AUACUAUAUACAUAUAUACAGAUACAAAUGUGCAGCUAUAGAUACAGCAUGCAUGCGAAUUGAUGUUGAACAUGUGCCAAAGCUUUGCGCUGCUGUUAGCUGCCGCGAGGGCAACAACAACAACAACAACGACGACGCCGUUGCCACUUGAUUUUGGCCAAGUUAAAUAAACAGGGCAGCAGACAGACGCACACACACACACACAUACGCACAUCGAGCAAUUUCUCGCACACACGCCUAUAAACCAUAAAUAAGGCUAAAAGUGAGCGCUAGAGAGAGAGAGAGAUAGUUGUCAACAAACUGUUUGUUUUUCGUUGCCCCGUCGUGUUGGCUUGAAGCAUUUGUCCAACCAAAAUGGCAGCGCCCAUCGAUGAGAGCGUACUCAAUGCGCUGCGAGGCGUCACCACCGCCCAGACACGCCUACCCAAGCCGCUGCUUAUCAAAAUCUACGUCGCCAGCCUGAAGCAGGAAUUCUAUCAGGAGCGACGCAUGCUGCUCGAACUGGUCGGACCCGAACUGCAAACGCUCUACGACGAUCGUCAAAUCGAGCUGGAAAUCGUGGACAUGCACUUUGGCACCGGCGCCCUGGAGGUGACACAGCUGGAUCGUGAUCCGUAUAUGCUGGCCGACUAUCUGCACGAGAUCGACACUUGCCAUGCCCACUCGAAAAGCGUUUUCUUCUUGGCCCUGAUUGGCGACGGCAUUGGACGCCCGCCGCUGCCCACGCACAUCGACGCUGACAUCUAUGCAGCGCUCCUCGCCGUGGAGCAGGUGACAGCGCAGGACAAAGAGCUGCUAGCGCGCUGGUAUACAGUUGCCAGUAAACCCAAGCAGCCGCAGCUGCAGCAGCAACAACAGCACGUGCUCAAACGGGACUAUUGCUCGUUGACCGCAGAUGAGUGGCUGGCCGAAUCUCGACAGCUGCGACAAGUGCUGGACAGAUCUCUGCAGCAUCUGGCGGCAACAACAAAGGCAGAUCUGCUGCGGCGUGUGCAGCUGCUGCGACGCACACAAAUCGAACAGGAAGUGCAGCAGGCAAUGGUCCACUCAAGCGAAAAGAUAUUGGCCGUGUUCCGGGAACGUGCUGCCCAGUGCAGCGGCCGGGAUGUGGAGGCGGGCGAGCGUUUGCGUAAAAUCAAGGAUGAGCUGACCAUGAACCUAUCAACGGAUAAUCACACGACUCUAGUUGUGCCCGGUAACGCCAGCAGCGAGGCUAUCGAUCCGGACAACGAGGACCACGAGGCAUAUUUAAGUAAAUUCAAGAACAAAGUCACCGACAAGCUGCGUCUGCUAAUCGAGGCGCACAUUACAAAUGAUCCCGAUGUAAUCAAGGGGAGGAAAAAGACUGUGCAGGAAAUCUUUCACGAGCAUGCCACACACUUGCGCAUACUGCGCGAGCAUACGGAACGUGUGGCCCUCCUGGAGUCGCGUGUGCCGGCCCAGUUGCGGCAGAAUUUGAUGGCGAAUUUCAGGAAUGGCAGCCGACAUGCACCGUACUUCAUAUGCGGCGCCCAUGGCAGCGGCAAGAGUGCUCUGAUUAGCGCCCUCUAUGGGCAGGUGUCGGGCUGGUUUAGUUCGACGCGCGUGCAUCGGGUGAUACGAUUCGCCAAGGCCACGCCCCGUUCGGCAUACAAUUUGGAGCUGUUGCGCGUCAUCUGCCAGCAGAUUUCGAUUAUCUUCAACAUACCCGAGGGCUACUUACCCAAGGACGCCUCGUUCGAUCCUCUGUACAUUAGCAACUGGUUUCAGAAUCUGUUGCGUCGCAUCGAGGACAUGAACAAUGAUGUGCUGUUCCUGUUCAUCGAUGAUCUGCAUUUGCUGAAUCCGCUGGACUGUGACAUUGUUGCGGCUCUCUCCUGGUUGCCCACAUCGCUGCCCUGGAACGUGCAGAUCAUCUGCAGCUCGACCACGUCCGUCGAACAGCUCAAGUUUACGCCCAUGCAGCGCGAUCGCUUCAAGUCGGCGGAAUAUCAAUUCGUGCUCUCCCACGAGGCAAAUGCCACGCAGCUGAAGAGGCCAGAGGAAUGUCCACCGGACGUGGACUUUGUCACCUAUGUGGAGCAGCAGUUCGACGAGCUGGAGCAGCAGUACGGCCGGCAGGCGGUGGCCAGCCUGGCUGCCUACAUCACCUGCUCGGAGUACGGCCUGACCGAGACGGAGCUGCUGGAGCUGCUGAUGCCCACCGAUGAUCCCGAAUCGCUAAUCGAUACGCACAAUGGACACUUUAGCUUCGCCAGCUUCAAGAAGAUACACAAGCAAAUGGAUCAGCGAUUGUUGCUGCACGAUAAAAUCAUGUCUGGCAAAGUGCUUCUACAGUGGCGUCACAACUAUUGUGCCAGCAUCGCCAAGCAGCGUUACAUGGACGCGGAGCGCACACGCAGCCUGCACAUGGAGCUGGCCAAUUUGUUUUUCCCACAGGACGAGGACGAGAGCACGCUGGAGAACGACUCGACCAGAAGCGAUACAAAGUCUGUCAUCAGCUUGCGGGAGCGUGAGCCGCAGCACAAGGACAAGGAACGUGAAAAGGAUAACGUUUCGGCUGGCCGUAAAUCAUCGUCAACGCAUCACAACGACGACACAUCCACCUUUUACAAUCCCAUUGCUGCCGAUGUCUCGUACAGCAUGCGGCACGUCGAGGAGAGCUGGCAUCAUCUGAUGCGGUCCGAUGACACGACGCGCUUCAAGCAAAUCGCAGUCUGCAAUUUUGAUUUCCUGCUCGCGGCGGUGCAAACGGUAUCGAUUAGCUACUUGCGCUGCCUAAUCGAGCACGUGCGCUGCUACAUACUGGAUCGUGACAUCGAGCUCAUCUACUACACCAUACGCAAGUCGAGCGACGUGCUCACCCGCGAUCCCAUGCAGCUGGGCUCCCAGCUGGUCUCCUGGCUGCGGCCCAUCGGGGAGCACGACGACGACGACAACUCGCUGCUGAGUAUGACGGUGCGCUCGGCGACGGCCUGGUGCGAUGGGUACGCCGUGCCGCUGCUGGUGCCGCUCACCGGCUGGCUGCCCGCGCCGCUGCCCUCCCAGAUACGCACGAUGACGGUGACCGGCACGGGCGUCAUACGCGCCGUUUGCCUGGCGCCCUCGCGCCAACACCUGAUAUUGGCCACCAACUCGGGCGACGUCCAGCAGUGGCACAUCAUGAGCAACUCGCUGGAGCAUACGUACAAGGGACACACGGCGGCAGUCACGUGCCUGCUGGUGGCGCCCCAGCAAUCGCAACUCCUGCUGACCGGCUCCGAGGACUCGACCGUAUUGGUGUGGCACGUGUCGCUGCGCGAAAGACGAGCGCACAUUAAAGCCCACACAGCGGCCAUAACGGGCGUCGCAGCUGGCGUCAAUAACACGCUGAUCAUUAGCAGCAGCGACGAUGCAACAAUUGCCAUCACAGACCUCGCCAGCGGCAAAUUGGUGCAUCGCAUCACCUUCCAUCGUGGCCCAGUUACGGGCAUCCUGGUCGCCGGCGCCUGCGAUGUGCUCAUCUCGAGCAGCCACGACAAGAACAUCUGCGUGUGGGAUCUGGAGAACUACGCCUUAUUGAAUACCAUGCAAAUGACCAGCUCGGUGCUGCGCAUCGACAUCUCCUGCAAUUCGGUAUUUUUGCUGGCGCUCUGCGAGGAUAAUGCGCUCUACGUGCGCACCCUGGCCACUGGGAAGGAGCUACACACGCUCAAGGGGCACAAAUCGCGGGUCCGCAGCAUCUGCAUUGGCAAGGACAGCCAGCGGUGCGUGGUGGGGUGCGAGGACACGCGCGCCCUCAUCUAUGACAUGCACUCGGGCAAAUUGGUGCGCUCGAUGCCGCCGAAUCCGGGCCCGGUCACCGCCGUCUAUGCCAUGGACAACGACGACUUCGUGAUCACCGUGGGCGGCAACAAGAUCACGUUCUAUUCGUUCCGCAACGAGGAGCUCUAUGUGAACCCGUACUCGAGGCAUCCGCGUCGCAAGCGCAGCCUCAAGCGCCACAACCAGGCGCAGCGCUCGCCCUCGACGACGCUGCCGCCCAUCACUUGCUUCGACUUGUCGCGCGACUCACAGCAGGUGGCCAUCGCCUCCGGCCGGAGUGUGCACCUGAUGCGCAUCAAUACGCCGGAGUACCAGAACACCCUGGAGGGGCACACCUGCGUGGUGAACUGCCUGAAGUUUGCGCCCAAUGGCGAAUUCCUGGCCACCGGCGGCGAUGAUCGUUUGGUCCAAGUGUGGAGCUUGGCGCUGGCCGAGAUCAGUCACACGUUCAAGGGCCAUGCGGCGCCCGUCAUGCAGCUGGUCGUGCUGAUGGAUUCGCUGCGGGUCAUCUCCACGGACCGCGAGUCCACGAUGCUCGUCUGGAUGGCCGACUCGGGCAAUCUGCUGCAGACCAUACAGGGCCCCUACAAGAAUCUGGCGGCCACCAACAACAUGCGGUUCGCUGUCUCCAGCAAUGGCGACAACACGCUCAAGAUCUGGUCCCUCACGCAGGAGGACGAGAAGUACUCCGUCUCGCACUCGGACGAGAUCACCUGCUUCGAGAUCAGCGCGGACAGUAUGCACAUUAUCACCGGAUCGAGGGAUAUGUCGCUCAAGGUCUGGCAGUCGAUGGGCGGCAAGCUGAGCCAGGUGCUCGUCGGGCACAGCGAUGCGGUCACCUGCGUUGCCGUCUCGGUGACCAACAAGACGCAAGUCAUCUCUGGCUCCAAGGACAUGAACCUAAUCAUAUGGGAUCUGCUCACCGGCGAGGAGGUGCACACGCUCGCUGGCCAUUUGGGCGCUGUCAUUGGCGUCAAGGUGUCUGCCGAUGGCUCCACGGCCGUGUCGGGCAGCGAUGACAAGACUCUAAUUGUCUGGGAGACGAAGCGCGGCCUGGCGCUCACCUCGCUGCAGAUGCACGUGCCCUUCACCCACUUCGACAUCAGCCUGGAGGUGUCGCGCGUGCUCGUCCAGCUGGUCGAUAGCUACAAUUUGCCAGUCAUCUGCUUGCACAAUACGCCGGCCCAAUAUGUCAAGCUGCCCACCUACUCCGGUCCCAGCAAGGAUGUGGAAGAUUUGCGUCCGCAGGGACCCAAGCGGCAGAUGAAGCGCUUGCUGAAGAAGGAAGUCUCGCUGGACACGUACACCUGGCAGAAGAAGUACGGCCACCUGACCUCGUCGGUGAUGAUGGCCCAGGUGGACGAGCGGCUGAAGCGGCGCUUCAGCGUCUCCGCCAGCAUGGAGGAGAUCUCGAAGAUAGCCGAGACCAAGACGGGCGCCUCCCAGGCCAAUCUGGGGCCCGAGCAGGCCGCCUUGGCCCAGUCGCAGCACUUCGAUCAGCUGGAGGCGCUGUGGAACAAGCGCUCGCCGCCACGCAGACGCCACAAUACGGGUCUGUCGCGGCAGACGUCGCUGGUGGAGGACCGCUUAGAGUCCUCCGACGAUGAUGAAUAUCAGGAUGAGCGCGCAGGUAUGUUGUCAGCCUCCUACGACCACAUCCACAUGCUCGCCCGCUUGCCCGGCAUCCGCACCCUGCACGAUGCAUGGAAGACCAGUAGCUUGCGUGUCUCUCGCACUCGAACCAAAUUCUAUGUCAGCACGCCACCCCACAACACCAGCAACAACAACACCAGCAACAACAGUAACAGCCAUGACCUUGACAGACCUGACAAUGUCAACAGGAGCGCCAGCUGCGAGGCGCUGCCAGCAGCUGGCAGCCAGGAUGCGCCCGAUUUGGUGCGCGAUCUGCUGCACGCCGAGCGUCCGGUCUCGCUGCGUCAGUUCUUCAAUUGGCCCAGCCUGAGGACGCACCUGUGGCGCAAUCGUAGGCAGCGCCAGUGCCAGUCGCUGCAGCCGCACUUUCGCCUCAAUGUGCCGCAGCGAUUGCGUGCCACGCCCAUUAUUGUGGUGGAGAACUACGAUGGGCGGCAAGUGCAGCGAGCGCGCACCGAUCUGGUGCUGCAUCCGCAGACCACGCAGGGCACACUCGGCACCAUCCUGGCACCAUCCAUGGAGCCAGCCAGCCAGCCAGCCGUCGGCCAGUCGGCCAAGAAGCUGCGCCGCUCCGGCAGCUCCUGCGGCUUCUGGAGCAAGCGCUGGCCGCUGUUUCGCAGCAAAUCGGAGCGAAAAACACGCGUGGCGCCCACCGAACCCAACACUGCCGACUGCAAUGACUGUGUGACACAAUGAACCACCAACAGCACCACCAACAAGUCCACAAACCUUUUGCACGAACUGCUACUACCACACCGUUGAUCAUUCAACACCGCACAACUUACACAACUCUCGCUUCGGUAGUUCUUAGCUAACUUUU
Messenger RNA from Drosophila navojoa, 6256 nucleotides. RefSeq names its product protein qui-1. Gene Ontology annotation, molecular function: protein binding. NCBI's taxonomy places the organism in Eukaryota, Metazoa, Arthropoda, Insecta, Diptera, Drosophilidae. The record is from RefSeq and is a predicted model, not a curated record.